AUGUACAAUUAUAAUAUCAUUUUAGAUCAAAUAUUGUUCUAUUCACGUCAAUUCGUUUACUUUUGUUAUUAAUUAAACAUUAUUACGUUAUUUGUAAUGAAUUCAUGUUGUGGUAACGAAUUGUUAUUCAAUUCUGCAAUAAGUGAAGUAGUGAAUAGUAAUUUAGCGCAAAUAUUGAAAUUAGUGAAUAUUGAGCACAGUGUUACUGGUUAUUGUGUUGUUCUAGUUCUUGUUAUCGUAAUUGGUGUUAGUGCGGUUACCUUGCGAAGAAUUUCUGUGAAAGAUACAACCCCUAGGCUGUAAGAAAGUAAAAGUAAUAAUUAAAUGAACAUUCGAUCGCUGCACCUGUAGCGUACUUCAGUGCACCCGACGUCGCGGCUGAGUCCACGGGCGGGCAGGCGGCCCCCGACCCGCCUCCGCAGGACGGCGCGAUGAAAGGCGUCGAGGCGACCCCUGAGGAACAGGAACGUCUGGCCACCGGCAACAACAAUGGCUCGUUCGAUUGCAAGAUUCCACCGCCGGUGCAGAAGGUCGGGCCGCGGUCGGCGUUCCACUCCACGCGAGUGUUCAUGCUGGUGUUCCUAUCGGGAUGGGUUCUGCAGGGCAUGUUCCUCACGUACUUCGUGAGCGUGACCACGACAGUAGAGAAGCUGUUCAAAGUCGGCUCGAAGACUACGGGGACGUUGCUGGCGGCGACGGAGAUCGGACAGAUAUGCACGGCGUUGUUCCUGACGUAUUUGGCCGGGAGGGGGCACAGGCCGCGGUGGAUAGCGUGCAUGAUGCUGGUGUUGGCUGUGGGGGUCAUCGGCUGCGUGGUUCCGCACAUAUUGUACGGGACACGGCUGAUGGACUUGGACGCUCACAGAGCGGGCGCGGCUCCGGUGUGCGCUAUAAACGGGACCUCGUCAGAAGUGAUAUGUGACGCGACGCACGCGCAGAACACGGCCGCGCGGUCGUCCAUCACGGCGGUGGUGAUCCCGUGGCUCUUCAUCUGUCUGCUGGUGGUAGGCGUCGGGCAGACGGGUAUAGCGACGCUCGGGAUACCCUACGUCGACGACAACGUCGGCAGCCGACAAUCGCCAUUGUACAUGGCUAUCACAAUUGGGACUAGAGUGAUUGGACCAGCGUUGGGAUUCCUCCUGGGGGCGCUGUGUACGAGAGUUUACGUGGAUCCCCUCGCUAACCCUGAGUUCGAGUACACUGAUCCGAGAUGGGUUGGUGCUUGGUGGCUUGGCAUGGUGUUCAUAGCGGGAUUUAUAGUGCUGUUGUCAGCGUUGAUGUUCUGCUUCCCGCGACAGAUCAAGCCGAUGCCGCUGCCGCCGCCGCCGAAGAUAAAGAAGGACAAGGGAGAACCGUUUUUUAAAGAUUUCUUCGCAACAAUCAAGAGGCAGCUCACGAACGACAUCCUCAUGUGGCGGACGGCGUCCUCGGUGCUGCAUCUGAUGCCGAUCAGCGGCGUGUACUCGUACCUGCCCAAGUACCUGGAGCAGGCGUUCAGGCUGCCCACGCACGACGCUAACCUUGUCUCGGGCCUGGGUGGUAUUCUGGUGAUGGGGCUGGGCAUAAUCACGUCAGGAGUGGUGAUCCUCAAGCUGGUGCCCACCGCGCGGCAGGUCGCCGCCUGGACCGCCACCACCGCUGCUAUAUACAGCGCUGGAAUGGUGGUGCUGAUGUUCGUGAGUUGCCCGGAGGAGAGCUACCGCGCGCUGAGCCCCGGCGGCGCCAACCUCACGUGCAGCGAGGCGUGCCACUGCGACGGCGCGCCCUACUCGCCCGUUUGUGGACAGGACUCGUUCACGUACCAGUCGCCGUGCCAGGCGGGCUGCGUGGACAGCAAGCAGCUCGACAACAGCACGUGGCUGUACUACAACUGCCUGUGCGUCGACGCAGAGCUGCACGGCGAGAGGGCUUUCAAAACAUUGGAACGGUUCGGGCUUGACGGUUCGCCACUCAAGUACCAGUCGACGGGGUUCGCGGUGUCGGGCGAGUGCGGCGGCGGCGCGUGCACGCAGAUCUACGCCUUCAUCGCCAUCUUCGCCGCCGUCAUGUUCGUGCACGCGAGUGGCGAGGUGGGCGCGGUGCUGCUCAUUAUACGCUGCACCGACAAGCACGACAAGGCGAUGGCGAUGGGAGUGAUCCAGUUCGCCAUCGGCGUGUUCGGCAACGUGCCGUGCCCCAUCAUCUUCGGCGCGGCGGUGGACGCGGCGUGCCGCCUGCGCGAGCGAGCGUGCGGCCUGCUGGGCGGCUGCGCGUCGUACGAUAGCGACAGCUUGCGGCACUUCUACCUCGGAUUAUCAGCCGGCCUGAUGUUCUUGGCCUUCAUAAUGGACAUGCUGGUGUGGAGUAAGGCGGGUCGCAUCGACAUGAACCCCGCCGACAAGACGCCCGACGUGACCCCCCUGCCCACCGCGCCGUCGGACACCCCCCUCUGACCGUCACCGUCGCCGUCACCGUCACCGUCACCGUCACCGCUACCGUCGCCGUCGCUGUCACCGCAGCCGCGCCGGACUUUCUCCUACGAGUCGCAUCUGUAAUUCACUACGAAUACUGUGAUUGGAUGCAUAGAAAGUCUUUGCAAAAUAAGUAAGGCUUACUUUGAGAUUUUGACGAUUUUUAUCCUUCUACUUUUAUCUGCGAUUGGUUUUCGUGUGGUUAUAUUUACACAGGUUUCACAAUAUUGUUAUUUAUUGAUAAUACAAUAAUCCCAGAGAAUAAUAGACCUAAUUUUCCUUGUUUUAUAAUUACAUAAACUCAUUUUAAAAUCAGUUAUUAAAACUGAGCUAAACAUAAGACUCUUUAGGUCUAUUUUCCUCUGGCAUUAUUACUCACUGAUAACACAAUAAUCUGGCAUUUUUGUUUACUGAUAACACAAUAAUGCCAGAGGAAAAUAGACCUAAUUUAAUUUGUUUUAGAGUCGUAUGUUUAGUUCAGUUUUAAUAACUGAUUUUAAAAUGAGUUUAUAACUAUUAUACAAGGAAAAUUAGGUCGGUUUUCAAUACAAUGUCUGUGUGUGGUCACCAAUCGAAACGCCAUAUUUUAUACUAUACAUUCAUUAAUACGAUGGGACAAACAUGACGUUUAUAUGUGAAUAUUUUUGACUGCUUUGUACCCGACGAAAAUCGUCUCGAACUUUUAGAAAUAUGUAUUUUUAAUUGGAUUAAUAGUGAAGGAAAAAAAAUACAAAACGAAAUUUUAUAUAACGUCCAUCGAAGAUGUCCUCAUCUCGUGGACUAAUGGUCUAGGCCUUAUUGACUGUUAUCCAUGCUCAUGUAUGUUGAAUACUUUGAACAUAACCACCGUACUCACUAUUACAUUAGUGAUGAUAUUUCGACAAUAUCUUAGAAAAAUCUAUUCAAACGUUUUGACUUGUUUUUUUUAUUAGAGGCGUAAUUCAAUUAAUUUUGCAAAAGUUUAUUAUGUACAAUCAAUUUAGCGUACCAUCUUAGACAGUCACUUAACAUUAAGUGAG
Messenger RNA from Bicyclus anynana (squinting bush brown), 3469 nucleotides. RefSeq names its product solute carrier organic anion transporter family member 74D. The record is from RefSeq and is a predicted model, not a curated record. Bases 432 to 2432 code for a protein of 666 amino acids. The transcript is spliced from 11 exons. Gene Ontology annotation, cellular component: membrane. Gene Ontology annotation, biological process: sodium-independent organic anion transport; transmembrane transport. Lineage: Eukaryota; Metazoa; Arthropoda; Insecta; Lepidoptera; Nymphalidae. Gene Ontology annotation, molecular function: protein binding.